Molecule: messenger RNA, 1905 nt
Organism: Puma concolor (puma)
Lineage: Eukaryota; Metazoa; Chordata; Mammalia; Carnivora; Felidae
Source: RefSeq, a predicted model, not a curated record
AUGACGUCGUGGACGCCAGUGUCCUUGAAGGGUCCAGACACGACCAAGGGCAUCGGAGUCCGCAGAGUGCAGGGAUUGCUGUCCAUUGCCGUCGUGUGCGGACGUGGCACGGGCCUCCAGGACACGGGCCGGCCACACCACACGUACGGCUGGCACCCUCAGGACCCUCUCGGCAAACCCCUUCCCGCUCCUGGACACGGGACACCGCCCUGGGGCCGGGCCCAGAGGGCCAUGGCCUUCGUGGGCUGCUGGCUGUGUCCCCGGCCCUGGCCUCGUCCUCCCCGGAAGAAGCUGCAGGUGACAGACAACAGUUACCGGCUUUGCGGCCCGGAGACCUUCCGGGAGGCAGGGACCCGCGGUGUUUUGUCCAUGUCGGUGGAUCAAGCAGAUAAGUGGUGGCCCUUUGGAACCUCAGUUGCAGCACUGCAGCCUCUGGAAGAAGAAGCUUCCCCGAGACUCGCCAGCGGGAGCCUUUGCCACUUCUGGGCGGCCUUCAGACCCCAGGCUUCCCAGAGGGCCCGCACCCAGACCCUGAGGGUGGGCACGGUGGCCGUGGGGUUUGCCCCCAGGACCCGCUCCCUGGCGACCCGAACGCUGCCGUGCCCCUGGCUCCAGCAGCCGCAGGAACAAAGGGUGGAUUGUGCCUCGUUCUGGGCCCGCUCCCUGGCCGGGCCACUGCCCUUGCCGGGCCCCGUAGGCAGUGCUCAUGUCUGUAGCUACGGCUCCUCCAGCCUGCGAGGGCCCAAUGACACUGGCCCGGGAAGGGAGCGUCUGGGGCACGACGGCCCUUCUGGGGGCCAGGAGGACCCGGCCGGCAAGCAGUGGGCACGGCCCCGCUUCACACAGCCCUCCAAGAUGAGGCGCCGGGUGAUCGCGCGGCCGGUGGGCAGCUCCGUGCGGCUCAAGUGCGUGGCCAGUGGGCACCCACGGCCCGACAUCAUGUGGAUGAAGGAUGACCAGGCCUUGACGGGCUUGGAGGCCGGCGAGCACAGGAAGAAGUGGACGCUGAGCCUGAAAAACCUGCGUCCCGAGGACAGCGGCAAGUACACGUGUCGCGUGUCGAACCGGGCGGGCGCCAUCAACGCAACCUACAAGGUGGACGUGAUCCAGCGGACGCGCUCCAAGCCUGUCCUCACGGGCACGCACCCCGUGAACACGACGGUGGACUUUGGGGGCACCACGUCCUUCCAGUGCAAAGUGCGCAGUGACGUGAAGCCGGUGAUCCAGUGGCUGAAGCGCGUGGAGUACGGCACCGAGGGCCGCUACAACUCCACCAUCGAUGUGGGCGGCCAGAAGUUCGUGGUGCUGCCCACGGGCGACGUGUGGUCGAGGCCCGACGGCUCCUACCUCAACAAGCUGCUCAUCACCCGCGCCCGCCAGGACGACGCGGGCAUGUACAUCUGCCUGGGCGCCAACACCAUGGGCUACAGCUUCCGCAGCGCCUUCCUCACCGUGCUGCCAGACCCCAAGCCACCAGGGCCGCCCGUGGCCCCCUCGUCCUCGACCGCUAGCUUGCCGUGGCCCGUGGUUAUCGGCAUCCCGGCCGGCGCCGUCUUCAUCCUGGGCACCGUGCUCCUGUGGCUCUGCCAGGCCAAGAAGAAGCCGUGUGCGCCUGUGCCUGCCCCUCCUCUGCCCGCACACCGUCUGCCCGCGACUGCCCGCGACCGUGGUGGGGACAAGGACCUUCCUGUGCCCUCCGCCCUCGGCACCGCCCCCGGUGUGGGGCCGUGUGAGGAGCUGGGGCCUCCGGCAGGGCCCCAACACCUGCUGGGCCCCGGCCCGUCUGCCGGUCCCAGACUCUACCCCAAGCUCUACACGGACGUGCACACGCACACGCACACGCACACGCACUCUCACGUGGAGGGCAAGGUUCACCAGCACCAGCACAUCCACUACCAGUGCUAG